Messenger RNA from Brenthis ino (lesser marbled fritillary), 1416 nucleotides. The record is from the annotation of a GenBank genome assembly. NCBI's taxonomy places the organism in Eukaryota, Metazoa, Arthropoda, Insecta, Lepidoptera, Nymphalidae.
AUGUCUAACUUAAAAACUAGGUACUUAAUUGUUGGUGGAGGUAUAGCUGGUGUUACUUGCGUAGAAAUCUUAGCGAUUUUACAUCCUCAAGAAAAACUUGUAAUAAUAACGGCAUCUUCAUUAGUGAAAAACGUCAGCAAUGUGAGUUUCUAUGCCAAAACUAUAGUUAAGUUUGACGUACAGGACACUGAGGCAAGUUCAUUACUAAAAAUUCAUCCUAACCUUGAAAUUUUAUACGAUUCUAUCAAACAUUUAGAUACAAAAAACAAAAUAGCAGUUACUGAAGAGGGUGUUUCUAUACAAUAUGAUGUCAUAUGCAUAUGUACAGGAGGGAUACCAAGACUCAUUAAAGACUCAAAUAAGAGUAGUAGAAUUCUAGGAAUUAGAGAUACAGACUCUGUAAAGGAGUUCCAACAGAAAUUAAAGACUGGUAAGAGAAUGGUUAUUGUUGGUAAUGGAGGUAUUGCAUCUGAAAUUGUUCAUGCUACAAGAGGUAUUCAAAAGGUAUGGGUGAUCAGGGAUGAUUAUAUAUCAUCUACAUUUAUUGAUCCUGGAGCUGCUGAAUUCUUUCAAGACAGCUUUAAAAAUAAAAAUGAAAAUAAACAAGAAAAUACUGUUUUAAGAAGACAUAUUUUUUCUGAAGAAGACACUGUUGUGUCUAUUAAUAAAAAUUUAAAGUCUGCUGCUUUAGGUCCUGAUUGGUUCCGUAAAUUAGAAAACAUAAAAAAUGUAAGUGGGGAGCAAGAACUUGAAAUUAUAUAUAAGGUAGAAAUAGAUUCAGUAGUAGAGAUUGACGAUAGGGACUACCCUUUAGAUGUGUAUUUAACUAACGGAAGAACAAUACAAUGUGACUUUGUAAUAUCUGCUACUGGUGUUGAGCCUGCUGUAAAUUUUACUUGGGAUGAAUGUCCAAAAAGAGCAGUAGAUGGUGGUUUAGCUGUUAAUGAAAUGCAGGAAACAUCAAUUAGAGAUGUUUUUGCAGCAGGGGAUGUAGCUAGUGCUUGUUGGGAUCAUGCUCCCCACUGGUUUCAAUUGAGACUCUGGACACAGGCACGCCAGAUGGCUGGAAUGGCAGCUAAAGCUAUGCAUGCCAGAAUAACAAGCCAAGAAGUCUUACAAGAUUUUUGCUUUGAAUUAUUUACACACUGCACUACUCUUUUUGGAUUUAGAGUUGUAUUGUUAGGUAAAUAUAAUGGUCAAGGUUUAGGUAACAACUAUGAAAUAUUAUUGAGAACCACACCUAAUCAUGAAUAUAUUAAAUUCAUACUUCAAAAUGGAAGACUGCAAGGUGCUAUUCUCAUUGGAGAAACUGAUUUAGAAGAAAUGUGUGAAAAUUUAAUACUUGACCAAAUAGACCUUACUCCUUUCGGAGAUGAUAUACUAAAUCCCGAUAUAGAUAUUGAUGACUAUUUUGAU